Messenger RNA from Epinephelus fuscoguttatus (brown-marbled grouper), 4489 nucleotides. It is a transcript of the gene tpcn1, whose product is annotated as two pore segment channel 1. NCBI's taxonomy places the organism in Eukaryota, Metazoa, Chordata, Actinopteri, Perciformes, Serranidae. The transcript has 26 exons. Gene Ontology annotation, molecular function: voltage-gated channel activity; monoatomic ion channel activity. The coding region runs from base 1415 to 3916 and encodes 833 amino acids. Gene Ontology annotation, cellular component: lysosomal membrane; endosome membrane. Gene Ontology annotation, biological process: monoatomic ion transport; transmembrane transport. The record is from RefSeq and is a predicted model, not a curated record.
GUUGGGACUUUCUGGAAAGAGAGGGAGUUUGAACCUGGACACUGGGAAAGAAGGCUGCAUUGUAUCACCUCAGUGACGAAUCACAUGCUUGGAUUGAAGUGUGGAGUCCAGUUUUGCUGCUGGUGGUCAGGAACCUUCAGAUCACUUCAAAAGCAGAUUUUAUUCGUCCUGUGAGAAACGGUCAUGGGUGCUGAGCCUGUUUAUGUUUCUGUGAGCCUGAACCCACCGUGUUUUUGAGUGGGAGCUCUGAACAUGUUAUUGUGCUGAAACAAAUGAGGGGUUGGAGUGGCGCACAGCAGACACAGAGCAUACUCCUGUCAGGAUAACAGCCAGGCUGCCGCUGGACUGGAAUUUGAUCUUCACCCUUCAGCUCAAUCUGCUGCUGUCACGGUGGACAGGAACAGUGUGUGACUGCGUCUCAGAGACUCAUAUGGUCUCCACUGCAUUUUAUUCCGAGGAGUCAGCCUGAAGCAGAAACAUGUGAUGUACAGUACGUGGGAAGAGCGCCCAGAUAUGCUCAACUAUGCAGCUGCUGAAAAACACAUAGAGGGACCACUUAUUCAAGACAAAAACUGUGAUUUACAUUUAUGAAGGAUCCUGUUUGAAACCGUAAUACCAGGUUAUUAGAGAAUACUUGACUUGAGAGUUGAUCUGGAUUUCAUCUUUAUCAGUUGUACUUUUAAGUUCAUUUUGAGGAAAGUACUUUUUCUUAAACCUGCACCAUCUGUGUCAUUUAAAAGAAAGUUAUUACCUAACUCUGUAGUAUGUCCUAUAAUGGUAUACUGCAUUCUCAGUGUUAUUAGAUAUCUAGAUGUCGUCCCUGUCUUUUGAAGUUAGUCACUCUCCGUCUCGUAGCGAUGGGAUUUAAUUUUAUUGGUCUCAUGUCUGUAUCCUGUCUGUGGCAGGAAGGAGAAGUAAUCGACAAUGUGACAUCAGUGCAAACACGGCACUUUCUCACUGACUGGGUUUAAAGUUCAAACUCUGUGGCAAAGGCAGGAGGCUAUAAUGUGUGCAAGUGUUUAAGUCACUGUCACUGGUCACAGUAUCUCCCAUCAGGGCGACCAUUAGAGACGCUUUUUUGCCAAAAUAAGCAAUUGACUGUCAAAGAAGCGCUGAGCUUCUUAAGCAUUACAAAUAGUUUUGAAUGGUGUUCUGUCUCCAGUGUCACUUUGAUCCCCGAGCUUGGCCUGAAUAUUCCUGGAUCUGUAAGGACUCGCAUCCGGACUGUGUUUCUGGAGUUUGCAUCAGGCCAGAGUGGAAUGUUUGGCCGUCUGUACCUCCAGAUGUGUGUGGAUGCUGGAGCAAGACCAGCACACUGUGAAUGACUCACUCACACAUACACACACUUGUGCUGUGGACGUCAGGGAUCUUGAUUCACUCUCACAGCUGGAGCACACAAAAUCCAAACUGAUCAAUGGAGUGCAUAUGUGUACAGGCAGCUGGAUCCCAUGAAGAUCCGAUUCACAACGGGAGUCCGGUCGUGAUCUCCUCCUAUGCCUUACAGUUAGAACUAGACUGCACUGAUGGAGGAGGAGGUAAUUAUGACAUAGUGAACAACGCUGUGAUCUCAACACCUGGCCCACAAAACCACAGAGUCCAAAAUGUGUCCUUACGGCAGAGCUGGGAGAUGAACUACCAAGAGGCAGCCAUCUACCUGCAGGAAGGGGAGAACAAUGAUAAGUUCUUCACCCAUCCUCGAAACCCAAAGGCGCUGGCAGCUUACCUUUUUGCACACAACCACUUGUUCUACAUGAUGGAGCUGCUUACAGGCCUGCUGCUGAUGAUGCUGUCGCUGUGUGAAGCUCCCGCUGUGCCCUCGCUGCGCCUGGAUGUCUAUGUCCAUGCCACUCUGGAGCUGCUGGCUUUGGUUAUGGUGGCAUUUGAGCUAUGCAUGAAACUCCGCUGGUUAGGGUUCCACACCUUCAUACGACACAAGAGGACCAUGGUGAAGACCUGUGUGUUGCUGCUACAGUUCGUGGAGGCCAUAGUGGUUCUGAUAAGACAGACGUCUCACGUGAGAGUGACCAGAGCUCUCAGACCAAUAUUCCUGGUGGACUGUAGAUACUGUGGUGCUGUGCGCAGAAACUUGCGUCAGAUCUUCCAGUCCCUCCCGCCUUUUAUUGACAUCCUCCUACUGCUGCUCUUCUUCAUGGUUAUAUUUGCUAUCUUGGGUUUCUGCCUCUUCUCUCCGAACAGUGCUGACCCGUACUUCAGCACUCUGGAGAACAGCCUCGUCAGUCUGUUUGUGCUGCUGACCACAGCAAAUUUCCCAGAUGUGAUGAUGCCAUCGUACUCCAAGAACCGCUGGUCCUGUGUUUUCUUCAUUGUUUACCUCUCCAUAGAGCUCUACUUCAUCAUGAACCUGCUCCUGGCAGUGGUGUUCGACACGUUUAAUGACGUCGAAAAGAUGAAGUUUAAAUCUCUUUUACUUCAUAAACGCUCUGCUAUUGACCACGCCUUUCAGCUGUUAGUCAGCCGACAGAGGCCGAUGGGCGUGUCGCUGAAACAGUUUGAUGGUCUGAUGCGAUUUUACAGACCACGGAUGUCUGCAAGAGACCGCUUCCUCACAUAUAAAGCUCUUAACACCUCAGGGGCUCCGAUGCUCAGUCUGCAGGACUUUUAUAAGUUCUAUGAAGUCACUGGCCUUAAAUGGAAGGCAAGACGCAGUGGAGAACAUUGGUUUGAUGACCUUCCCCACACAACCUUCCUCAUUUUCAAAGGCAUCAACCUGCUUGUGAAGUCGAAGGCCUUCCAGUAUGCCAUGUAUGCGGUGGUGGCCAUAAACGGUGUGUGGAUCCUCGUGGAGACGUACACGUACAAUAGUGGAUUUUCCUGGUCCAGAUUGGUUCCCUGGAGUUACAUUGUUUUUCUGACCAUUUAUGGUGUAGAGGUGUUAUUGAAAAUAACUGGUUUGGGGCCAAUGGCUUAUUUCAGCUCUGGGUGGAAUCUGUUUGACUUCUCAGUGACAGUGUUUGCCUUCCUCGGCCUGAUCGCUCUUGCCUUCGAUAUGGAGCCUUUUUACUUUAUUGUAGUUCUUAGACCACUUCAGCUGCUCCGGUUGUUUAAGAUAAAGCAGAGGUAUCGUAAUGUGUUGGACACCAUGUUUGAGCUCUUCCCCAGGAUGGCAAGUCUGGGGCUGACCUUGAUCAUCUUCUACUACUCCUUUGCAAUUGUUGGGAUGGAGUUCUUUGCAGAUGUGGUUUACCCCAACUGUUGCAACACCAGCACAGUGGCAGAGUCCUACAGACUGAGGAACAUCACCGAUGGCAACAGAACAGUGUUGGAAGAAGGCUACUAUUAUCUCAAUAACUUCAACAACAUCCUCAGCAGCUUCGUGACUCUGUUUGAACUGACUGUGGUCAAUAACUGGUACAUUACCAUGGAAGGAGUAACCUCAAUGACCACCCACUGGAGCCGGCUCUACUUCAUGACCUUUUACAUAGUUACCAUGGUGGUGAUGACCAUCAUUGUGGCGUUCAUUUUGGAUGCAUUUGUGUUCCGCAUGAACUACAGCCGCAAGAACCGGGAACCAGUAGAAAACCCGGAGGAUGAGAACGGAAUAGUUUUUGAAGUAGAGGUGAGUCGUGAUGAAGCGCUGGCCACUCUGGAGCUGUACAAACAGACUUGCCCAGGACUGUCUUCCCUCAGCUCUCUACAGGGAGUCCUCCAGACUAUGGACAGGGGAGGGCACUUGUCUCUGGUGUACCUCGGUCGCAGAUCUAGGACAAAGAGUGACCUCAGCAUGAAAAUGUAUGAGGAGGAGAUACAGCACGAGUGGUAUGCAGAGUAUUCAAGGGAAAACCUGCCUGAGCAAGACCAAAGCGUGGAGCGGGAACUGGACAGUCCCGUCUCUGUCCCGUCUUCCUUCCCAGAGCCUCAGCUUAACUCACAGACUGGACCUCACAGUGUCAACUAAUGCACAGCUCGCAAGCCGUAAAUACACAGCACCAUCUCAGCGUUUUUAAAUGCAAAGAAACCCCUGUCACUCCAGGUCUUCUCCAGUUCCCCCACGCUCCCCGUUUGUCACAGUGGGAAACAAGUCCGGGACCUUUUUGGACUGAUGUCAGAGUGAGAUGAGUUAAUGACGAUUCCUUGUGGGAGGCGUCACCACAGAAAGACAGACAGACGGCAGAGCAGGUCUGUUGCCCGACCAGUAAAGCGGGAGCAUUGCCCUCUUUUGGCCUUUUCAAAGACUGCAGCCAAUAUUACCAGGGAGCCUGUACUCCUACAGUACGUUGUGUAUGUAUACUGCUGUAGGCCUUUUGUGACCUCUUGUAAUUCCUGUAGUACUUAAACCUGAUGCCUUAGUUAAAUGGCUCAUCUGAUCAGUAUUAACAGACACUACAUCUAAGACCAAAAGUAUAAACACUCCUUUAAGCUAAACCCAACAAAACAAUUACGCUGUAUCUCCUGACUAAUGUCUCAACAGAUUCAAAGUAUUUUACUUUUAUAUAACUUCUUAUUCUGUAAUGUAUUUGAGUUAGUUAAG